Molecule: messenger RNA, 2584 nt
Organism: Siniperca chuatsi (mandarin fish)
Lineage: Eukaryota; Metazoa; Chordata; Actinopteri; Centrarchiformes; Sinipercidae
Product: DNA damage-regulated autophagy modulator protein 2-like
Exons: 8
Coding region: 311-1138 (275 amino acids)
Biological process (GO): photoreceptor cell maintenance; regulation of autophagy
Cellular component (GO): lysosome
Source: RefSeq, a predicted model, not a curated record
GGCAGAAUUCAGGACAGAAGGUCCCACAUAUUUGCUUUCUCGUCGGCCGGCGCAUGCGUGCUUCAACCUCGACUGAAAUACCGCACAACGCUGUGACAACUUUAAAACUUAUUAUUUUUUUAAUGGAAGUGUGACACACGAGCCCUGCGGUACACCGAGGACUACUGACAUUUGACUGAGGUCUGAACACCAGAGUCGGGUUUGGAAAUAAGUGAUUCAGUGAGUUUUGUUGCCUCAUGAAGAUUAUGGUCGCUUGAGGAAAUAACGACAGAGUUGAACCAGCAGCACACACACACACAGUGAGGAGGCCAUGUGGUGGUUCCAGCAGGGUCUGUGCUUCCUGCCCGCAGCGCUGGUCGUCUGGACGGCGGCGUCCUUCGUCUUCGCUUACAUCACAGCGGUGGUGCUAAGACACGUGGAUCCUGUGGUGCCUUACAUCAGUGACACAGGAACCAUGGCACCAGAGAGGUGUGUGUUUGGCAUCAUGCUGGAUGUGUCAGCCUUUUUAGGUAUGGCGACGGUGUACGUGCGCUACAAACAGGUGGAGGCUCUGGCAGGUGAAGAGGUCAGACUCGACAGACUGAACCGCGUUGGGCUGUUGCUCGGCUUCAUCAGCUCCUUCGGGAUGUGUGUGGUCGCCAACUUCCAGAAGACCACGCUGUUCUCCAUGCACCUGGUGGGGGCGAUGCUGACCUUCGGGGUCGGGGCUCUCUACAUCCUGGUUCAGACGCUGCUCUCGCUCUACAUGCAGCCUCACAUCCACAGCAAGAGCACCUAUCUGGUCCGCCUCGGCAUCGGAGUCUGGACCCUGAGCAGCAUCAUCAGCAUGUUCAUAUCAUCAGUCAUCAUGUACAGCAGUCUGCCGGGAGUGGACGUACCUCACAAACUGCACUGGACUCCUGGAGAGACGGGCUACACGGCUCACAUGAUCAGCACCGUGUCUGAAUGGUCUCUGGCCUUCUCCUUCAUCAGCUUCUUCCUCACCUACAUCAGAGAUUUCCAGAAAAUCAAUUUGCGAGCAGAAGCAGAUUUGCAGGGCAGCCACCUGUACGACUGGCCACACGGUGGCAUUGCAGCGUCACAUCACCACAGACUUGGAGCCUCUGAGUCAUCUCCGCUGCUGGCAGGAGGAACGUGACCAGCAGCAGAACUGCUUUUACACAAAUUUUCACUUUUUAUAAUCAUGUUUAAAGGCUUUUUAUAAGGACUUUCUUAAAGCUGGUCUGGUGGCUUUUAAAGGGUCAGUACACACAAACAUAUUCUCUCUGCCGCCUCUUAUUAUCUCUCCAGUCAGAUAGUUUGGGUUUUGUUUGUCCAAGUUUCAAGAUGUCUGUCUCUGAGAUUUCUGCCUCCAAUACAAUGGAGGUGAAUGGAAUCUGCUUACAGCAUUUAAACACACAACAAACAAAUUCAACAUCAACAUUUCUUUCAGAAACUGGAGUUUGGAGUAACAGGGACCCAUUCACCUCCAUUGUUUUGGGAGGGGAGACAGAAAUCUCAAAAUCUGGACAAGUAAAACCAAAACUAUCUGACUGGCGAGAUAAUACGACAGCAAAGAGUUUUUACUUUUAUAUUUUUUUGUAAUUUGGGUGAAAUGACCCCUUUAAACCCAAAUAUGACACUUAGCACUUUUCGCUCAAACUGCAUCAGUCCUUCUCAGUGACUUUGUCCACUUCAGCGCUGCACUUCAUAUCAUUUAUACUUGAAAUUAAAUUUUAAGACGCUCCACUGUGUUUUAAUUUCAGUUAUAAAUUAUUUCUGCUCUUCCUUCACAUGUCUGAAGCCCACCGGGCUGUUGAAAUCGGCUGCAGAUUAUUAAACUGUACGGGGAAAGAAUAUUUGUUGUAGCGCUGAGUUUCCAGUCUAUGUACGGCAUACAGGAUGGUUUAAUAUUUUCACUGUUUUUCUGACACCAGUUAAAUAGUCUGUGGUUUCAUUUAGCUGCAUUACAUUCAUUUUGUAAAGGUUGUUUUCAGUAAAUACUGUGUAUCACAGUAUAAUUUCCUGUUUUUAAUGUGAAAGCCAGGUGCAUAUUCCAGGUACCUUACUUCAAAAUUCCCUUAAAACCAUGUGCACAGUUUAUUUAUGAACUGACCUGCUGCUGUAGUGUGCCACUGGAAUAAUUAUACAUUUUGACAGUGUUUAAUUAUAAUUAAUCAAUACAAAUUAUAAAUGUAUUCAAAUUGUAUUUAAAUAAUGCAUACAUAAACUCAAAGUAAAAAAAAAUCAUCAAAAACACCAUUAAAUUUGGCAAUUAAUAAUUCUGUAUUGUCUUUAAUGAAUGAAUCAAUAACUGAAUUUUAAAAUAACUGACAAAGGCUUUUAAUUUUAAUUUUAAUUAUUCCUUUUACUAAUGUGUUUGCCUAUUCCGUCUCACAGUUCAUUUGUCUCUAUGGCUUUAACAUUUAGUGUUUCUUACCAAAACACAUUGUGUGUAUCCUUGAGAGGCAACAGGGCUCUGAUUGGUCAGACUCCUGUCAACGCUGGCCAAUCAGAGUUGCUGCUGCUGUGUGAGUUUAAUUGUAUUUUUAGGUGGCACACUGCUGACACCUUGUUUAAAAAAAUAAAGGUAACUGUAAAAUUA